CACACUCUUGAAAACUGCGUUUGAGUAAAGAUAGAAAAUUAACCCUAAAACAAAAGGUUACGCACGCCUACCACGCAUGCGUACUUUGCGCAAGCUUGACGCGCAUCAGGCUGUCGCGCAGAGGAGUAGCUAAACAGCUAACAUGGCUCAGCUAACAUACAGCAGACUGUCUCAUUUACUGAGAUUAUCCGUUAAUAAACCUUCAGCUCUACGAACAAGGACUGAAAUAAACCUCGGACCUGCGUGUUGUGUUCAGUUCGUCCGCUGCCAGAGGUCGGUGGACAGCAAGGCGUUACAGGAGAGGCAGAAGCAGCACAUGGCGAGAGGUCUCCCCAAACAGAAGCCCAUCGCGGGGGUCAAACAGGUCAUCGUCGUGGCUUCAGGGAAAGGUGGCGUGGGCAAGUCGACCACCGCAGUGAAUUUGGCUCUUGGAUUAAUGGCCAACAAUCCAUCGAAGUCAGUCGGUCUGUUGGACGCUGACGUCUACGGUCCGUCGAUUCCCAAACUGAUGAACCUGAAGGGAAACCCGGAGCUCUCUGACAACAAUCUGAUGAUCCCACUCACCAACUAUGGGAUUCCUUGCAUGUCGAUGGGGUUCCUGGUGGACGACGUGGCUCCCAUCGUGUGGAGGGGCCUGAUGGUGAUGUCAGCGAUAGAGAAACUGCUCAGACAGGUGGACUGGGGCUCGUUGGACUACCUGGUGGUCGACAUGCCUCCCGGGACAGGAGACGUCCAGCUGUCGAUCAGCCAGAACAUCCCAGUAGCAGGAGCUGUAAUCGUGUCGACGCCGCAGGACAUCGCUCUGCUGGACGCUCGCAGAGGAGCCGAGAUGUUCAGGAAGGUUCACGUGCCGGUUCUCGGCCUGGUUCAGAACAUGAGCGUCUUCCAGUGUCCCAACUGUAACCACCAGACUCACAUCUUCGGCUCCGACGGGGCCCGACAGCUCGCAGACGCUCUGGGAGUCCAGUUAUUAGGCGACAUUCCUCUUCAUCUAAACAUCAGAGAGAUGUCAGACAGAGGGAAGCCAGUGGUCGUCUCCUCCCCUGACAGCCCAGAGGCGGAGGCGUACAGGAAGGUGGCGUCCGCUGUGGUCCGGCAACUAGAGGAGGUCAACACCUGAUUGACAGCUCCAACAGGAAGUCAACAGAAACUGUGAACACACACGUGAACACACACACACUCCGUGACAAACAACAACAACACACAUAGAGACAGAAACGCACAAACGUCUCCGCUGUCGUAACGCACAAUACGUUCAGUCCAAAGCACUACUAACAUCAGUACACACUGUUAGUAUUCUGUGUACUAGUACAGCAGUAUUACUGAAUACAUGUGAUGAUAUUCAAUAAAACUGUGAGCUGAAGUCUGUUUAUCAUUUUCGUUAUGUUAAAGUUUAUCUGUUGUUUCAUGUAUUUAAACUUCAUUACCCAGAGUUCCAGUGUAGUCUGAGUCACAGGCAGUAAAAUAAAAAACAAAACAAACAUGACAGAGGACGAUGAUGUGAAACAUCUAGAGGGGUGGUAACAUUUCCAUGCAUCAUAAUGUAAAAGUUGGGCUUCAAUCAAAACAUUAAAAUCCGUCUUCUAAGAAAAAUAUUUUAGUUUUGAACAAGAAACCUGAAGCUGAAGGAGGAAGAGAAAAAGAAGAAGAAACACUUCCUGGAUAUUUAAUGGAUAGAGAUACAAGAUAAAGAAUUCCCUCCACAGCAGCCAACAAAACAUCUACAUUUAUUGAGAAAAAAUGUAUUUACAUGUUUGUUUGUUUUUUAAAGAUGAAAUCGUUAAGCUGUCAUGCACGAGCUGAACGACAGAUUCUGAUUCAUUGAGGAUGAUGAAUAAAUCAAACUGUCUGACAGGAAACUGG
Messenger RNA from Acanthopagrus latus (yellowfin seabream), 1863 nucleotides. It is a transcript of the gene nubpl, whose product is annotated as nucleotide binding protein-like. Gene Ontology annotation, cellular component: mitochondrion. Gene Ontology annotation, biological process: mitochondrial respiratory chain complex I assembly; iron-sulfur cluster assembly. The coding region runs from base 143 to 1120 and encodes 325 amino acids. Gene Ontology annotation, molecular function: ATP-dependent FeS chaperone activity; 4 iron, 4 sulfur cluster binding; ATP binding. Lineage: Eukaryota; Metazoa; Chordata; Actinopteri; Spariformes; Sparidae. The record is from RefSeq and is a predicted model, not a curated record. The transcript is spliced from 11 exons.